This is a messenger RNA of Acanthamoeba castellanii str. Neff, 290 nucleotides long. RefSeq lists its product as uncharacterized. The transcript has a single exon. The record is from RefSeq and is a predicted model, not a curated record. Lineage: Eukaryota; Discosea; Longamoebia; Acanthamoebidae. The annotation marks the transcript as partial.
AUGAAGCACAUGACCCCACGCAGCCUGAUGCCCAGCCGGCGAGCUGGUUCGUUGCUCCACACGACCUCACCCUCGUUUUCUCCCGCAACGCUGCUCUCCCUCCACCGGAGCAGCAGCUUCAGCCGAAGAUGGAGCACCUUCAACAACGGGCUGGUCGAGGGCUUCCCCGGUGCUGUGGGCAACACCCCCCUCAUCAAGUUGCGAGGAUUGAGCGAGGAGACCGGGUGCGAGAUCUUGGGCAAGGCCGAAUUCAUGAAGUACGCAACUCUUUUCCUCUCUUCAUCAAUUGA